Serpula lacrymans var. lacrymans S7.9 is the source of this 4395-nucleotide messenger RNA. RefSeq lists its product as uncharacterized. Gene Ontology annotation, biological process: meiotic sister chromatid cohesion, centromeric; mitotic spindle assembly checkpoint signaling; protein phosphorylation. The transcript has 9 exons. Gene Ontology annotation, molecular function: protein kinase activity; ATP binding. Bases 1 to 4395 code for a protein of 1464 amino acids. The record is from RefSeq and is a predicted model, not a curated record. NCBI's taxonomy places the organism in Eukaryota, Fungi, Basidiomycota, Agaricomycetes, Boletales, Serpulaceae.
AUGUCAUUGACAACUUCAGUUGUUUACACAAACCCAUCUCACUCUCUGAAUCGCAAUAAUCAGCAUCAUUACCGUUCUGUAAAUUUGAAGAUAUCUGUUGUAGGAGAUCUCCCCCUUGCACUUGCAACUCAAAACAUUCCAGUGUAUAUGUCUGUGCAUCUUCCCGAGAAAUAUGCUGUAUUUGCCUUGCCCAUAAUUCAAGAAAGCUCUGGAGCCCCCUCCACCGAACAUUCACCCCAUGAAAUGCAUGUUCUAAUAGAUGCUGGAUACUCUGAGGUUUCAAAACUGAGUUCUCUCUCUGAGAAUGACCAACAUUCUCCCAGUGAUCUUCAAUGUCAAGAUAUAUCAUUCACAAGUGACAUUGUUGAUGAAGCUAACUCAAAUGCUUCCCCUGCACCUAUUAUUGCUAGGCAAUCGCCACCUCCAGAUAUUCCCAUUUCCUUCUUGCCCCUCUCUCCCUCCUUCCCCUAUAUCUGGAACUGGGGCUUAGAUGUAUUUUUGAUUGCGUUUGUAUCUGCCUACCCUACAUUCCCACAGGGUGACUGGCCUGCCUGGGACAGCCGGAUUCCUCUUGAAGGUCGCUUUAUUGUAGAGUGGAUGUCUGGUAUAGGGCAGCGUAACAUGAAGAUGUCUGUUGAUGAUGAUUCUGUCUUGGCACAAUGGGAGGAUAAUGGAUACAAUGCUGCUGACAAUGACAACAAUUUUGACGAUGAAAUUGAUCAUGGUUGUCCUGUACCAAAUUCUACUUCGCGUCGCGCAGGUAAACACAUAUCAACAGAUAUCGAACUUCGCUUCCAGUUUGAGUCGAAGGUAGGCAGAACUCAAGAGUCUUUGAAAAUCAGCUACAUGGCCCCGGGACGUGCACAAGGAUCUUCCAUGGAGCACCAGAAAUUCCGUCAAUCUAUAGUAACAGCGUUGGAGGAGGAUGAAGACCCACUAGCAGCGUAUGAUGAUUAUAUCAAGUACACACUACAGCAUUACGGCGAGCAAGAUCCUGCAUCUGGAUUAGUAGAGCUGUUGGAUGAAGCAACACGGAAAUUCAGAGACGAUCCAAGGUACAAAGGGGAUCUUCGAUAUUUGAAGCAAUGGUCAUGUUAUGCGAAGCAAGUGGAGAAACCUGCGAGAGUCUACGCGUUUCUCGUCGCGAAUGGCAUAGGAAGCAUAUAUGCGUUGCUGUAUGAGGAGUAUGCAUUGGCUCUGGAAAAAGAGGGACGACAUUCUGAAGCAGAGAAGAUUUUUAAAGCUGGAAUAUCUAGGCAUGCUCGUCCUAUAGAAAGAUUGAAGAGACGAUAUCAAGAGUUCAAAGCACGGCCUUCGUCAUCUAAACUUCCUGUUGCGGCACCAUUUCGUCCUAGUGGUUCCUCCGAAAUAGACGCUCUUCGUCGUGAUCCAUUCAAGAACCAUAGCUCUUCUGCCUCAACAAUAUCUCCUAAUACUAACGCCUCGUCCUCAGCAGCACCUCCAUCUAUAUCUAUAAGCCCAGGGCAUGAUCGAUAUGCACCGAUGUUGGCACCGCCCGUCCCUGGAAAAAGACCCGAGAAGCUGCGAUUCAAUUUAUCCUUGUUAUUCACCGCAGAAGGCGUUGAAUAUAGCGCUGCUGAGGUUCGUGCUCGUUCAAUUGGGCUCCUUGGAAAGAAAUGGGGACCUCCACCACCUUCUGAAAUGCGAAACGCGUCUGCAUCCGCCAUUCGCGUCAACUUCAAUGAUGAUGGCGGCAGGUCUACGCAGAAUAUGAGUACGGGAAGAAGAAGGAGUUUAGUGGGUGGUGCGGAGCCUACUGUCACCAUCAACACAAAAGAAGCACUUGCGGAUGUGUUUGGAAUGUAUAACUCACCUGACAAGACCGUGAAGCGUAUGAUGCCUGGUAGCAAGCAUGCACCCGUAAGGAAGAUUGAACCUGUUACGCCUAUGAUACGACAACCACCACCGGCUCAUACGGAUAAUAAUGAAAAUGCGAAAACCCCUGUUGCCUUUAAGCCGUUUGUCGACGAGAAUGCUAAUCGAAAGGAAAAUCCGGCAACUUCUAUUCCCAAGUUCAAACCGUUCGUGGAUGUUGAACAGCCUAAACAGACAUUCGUUACUCCCGAAGUUAGCCGGCGAGGUCUGUCUGUAAAGGACUCAGCGCUUCCUACUUCUGCGCUUCGGGGAAAACCCUCUGCCGACGAAAGCACACCUCCCAAUGCAGAUGCACUUAAACCGUCAAACAUGUUGAAGCCGUUAUCAGAAGAGGGAAAUCCCAAUGGAGGCAAUGUAUUCUCUAGGGUGUUCACGCCUGUUUCACAAAAGGAACCUCUUACAAGACCAUCAAUGGACGAAGACUCGAAGACAAGUCCGCCAGCAAGCGAAAAUUUUGCUGUAUUCCAAGCUCCAAAGGAAGCAGAUGUCCUUGCACCUCCUUCCGUCUUCAUACCCUUCGUUGACAACAAAACGCCUUUUAAGGUAUUUAGUCGUCCCCCUACUCAAACGGGUGACGAGAAUGUCGAUGAAAAUCCAAGAGGUGCCGGAGCUGUUUUCACCCCGAAACCCAGAGCGUUCAAGCCUUUCGUAGAUAACGAGGGUGAAAGCUUAGGCAAGUCCACCAAUCGGGCUCCCCUGGGACAAAAACCAGCAUUCGAAAUACCGAGAGAUGUGUCGAGUGAUAGCGCUGACAAUGCGUCUGUUGGUCAAGGAACAUCAGAAAGCGACGAACAGUACGAGGAAGAGUUUAUCGAAGAAGGAGAGGAACCCCCCAUUUCGUCCAGUGAGGAUCAGGGAGAUAGUCAGAGUGAGCAAUUCGAAGAAGAAGGAGAGCUGCAAUCCUAUCGUGAGCCAUUAGGCGGGCGGUUUGGGCGAAUCAACGUUAUGACACCUAUUACAGAACGGACGUUUGAGUUUACCAGCAGUACGAGAGGCUUCCCGACUCCAAAAGAAAGCGAUGCGGUUCAAAUAGCUGAACGUUUGGCUGCUGAGCUGCGGGAAGAAAAUGAGCGUGAAGGAGGAAACGCAUAUGAUGCUGAGUCCGAUUCAUCAUUUGCGUCUUUCGAUAGGCCAGGCGCUUCCCUCCAACUGCCAGAAGGACCCGUCGGUGAGCUAGAAGCGAUUGAGGAGAGGACAGGCACUUUGAGCUUCUCGGAUACUUUGGCUGCUGCUUCAUCCUUUAGACCACCAAACCCAUGCAACCCCUUUGACCCUGCCAUUAUGUCCAUCUUGCUUUCCAUGCUUCCUCAGGAUAAUGGUUUUCGUGACCUACGGUUUCAAGAGGCGAAGAUGUUGGAUGGGCUUCAAAAGUUUGCGCAGAAGAAGGGGAGAAGAGGAAGUGGAUCGAGCGCCAGAGGGAUGGAUGAUGAUUUAAUGGAUGGGUUUACGAUUGUGCUGCAAGACAAGAAAUUCAAGGUGGUGGAAAAGCUGGGCGAAGGCGGUUUCGGAGCCGUUUUCGCCGCGCGAGAUUUAAGCAUAAAGGCGGUAGAUGAUGAUGACGACGACGACGACGACGAAGAUGAAGACGAUGAGGGAGCGAUGAUUGCUCUCAAGAUUGUGAGACCACGAAAUCUCUGGGAAUUCCAUGCGUUACGAAGGAUCCAUCAAACGUUGCCUGAGCAUCUACGCCGUUCUAUUGUCCUUCCCCAUACCCUCUAUGCUUUCAGAGAUGAGAGUUACUUGCUACUUGACUUGUGUCCGCAAGGCACGCUACUAGAUAUUGUCAACCGUGCUGGUUCAGCCGGAAUCUCACAGCAAGGGGCUUGUCUUGAUGAGCUGCUCGUUAUGUUUUUCACCAUCGAACUUCUCCGCUUUCUGGAAGGGAUGCACAGUGCUGGUUUUAUUCACGGAGACCUCAAGAUCGACAACUGUCUCCUCCGCCUAGAGGACCUUCCUGGAGGUGCAUCCACUUUAUCUGGUAUCUACCAACCAUCAGGAGAAGGUGGAUGGAAGUACAAGGGGAUCAAAGUGAUAGAUUUUGGCCGAGCGAUCGAUACCAGUUUGUUCCCCUCCAAGCAGUUGUUCAUCGCUGAUUGGCCGACGGAUGCAAGGGACUGCCUGGAGAUACGGGAGAACCGACCGUGGACUUAUCAAACCGAUUAUUUUGGGCUAGCGGGUAUCAUUUACUGCAUGCUCUACGGUAAAUAUAUCGAAAGCGCCUCGGUAACCUUGGUUCCAUCGUCUUCGCCUGAAUCGAGUCCGAGGUACAAGAUUGCAACCCCUCUCAAGCGGUACUGGCAGAAUGAGCUGUGGACAGCCUUGUUUGAUAUCUUGCUAAACCCCUGUCUCGUACGGCCAGAUGAGCAAUUGCCGAUUUGCGCAGAGCUGGGGGAAAUAAGGGAAGAGAUGGAGAUAUGGUUACAGAGCAACUGUAACCGUAGCACCAACUCACUGAAGGGUCUAUUGAAGAAGAUCGAGGUUUCGCUAUUUACGCGAUGA